Molecule: messenger RNA, 3411 nt
Organism: Trichoderma citrinoviride
Lineage: Eukaryota; Fungi; Ascomycota; Sordariomycetes; Hypocreales; Hypocreaceae
Exons: 3
Coding region: 1-3411 (1136 amino acids)
Biological process (GO): SREBP signaling pathway
Cellular component (GO): Golgi membrane; endoplasmic reticulum membrane
Molecular function (GO): sterol binding; protein binding
Source: RefSeq, a predicted model, not a curated record
AUGAUCUGGUACCUGCUCUAUCCGCUGCGAGGAACAACAGAGGCACCCGUCCUCUCGGCAUCUCACCCGCUCCGCAGCGCCCUCACCCGCUUCGGCCGCUAUGCCUCCCGCCAUGCCAUCUCGACGCUCCUCCUCUCCGUCGGCAUCGCCUCCCUCCUCAUCUACCCGCUGCCCUUCAUCUACAGUGAUUAUGCCAUCAACGGAGCCUCGAACGUCCCCCGCCAUGUCUGGACCGCCGCCCAGCCGCUCCCGUACGACAGCGCCGCCAGUCCCGACAUCGUCAUGCGCUCCAUCUGGGUGCACUCGAGCUACAUGCAGGCCUUGAGCCCCGACGUCCUCCUGUCCGCCCUCGACCUGCAGGACGAGCUGCUCGGCGACACCCGCGACUUUGGCCCCAGCGCAUCCUUUGGCCAGCUGCCCCCCGCCGGCUCCGGCUCCGAUGCCGACGCCGCCCUGACCCCGGCUCAGCGCGACGCCCUGCACAUCGUCAACGGCCUGACCAACCAGUCGUGGAUAUUCCAGUCGCCGCUGCUGUACUGGAACUGCUCCCGCGACCGCAUCCUGGCCGACGACGACGUCCUGGCCACGGUCAACGCCAACAAGAACCAGUCCACGCCCGCCAACAUCACCCUGCGCCACUCCAUCGUCUUCAGCGGCAAGCGCUUCGAGGACCGCCGCUUGCUGGCCGCCGAUGCCCUCGUCAUCACCCUGCUGUACCGCCGCGACUCCCCCGUGGGCCGCCGGUGGGAGGCUGUUGCGCCGUCCUUGCCCGCCAAGGUGGGCGACGAGUGGGAUAUCUAUCCCCCGAGCGGCAACGUCUCGGCCAGCCAGCUCUACGAGUUCCAUUUCCGGCCCAUGUCGGUGCAGGAUUCCGUCGUCCUCGCCCUGGCCUAUACCCUGGCCCUGGUGUACUUCCUCCAGCAGGUGUCCAAGCUCCGCGCCGUCAAGUCCAAGUUCGGCCUCAUCGUCACCGUCGUCACCCAGAUCAUCAUGUCGAUUGCGGCCAGCUUCACCAUCUGCGCCGUCUUCAACAUCGACCUGUCUCGCAUUCCGCGGGCCGCAUACCCGCUUGUCAUACUCUCCAUGAGCUUGGAGCAUGUUCUCCGGCUGAUGGACGCCGUGGUCCGCACGCCCUCGGGAGAGACCCCGAGUACCAGGAUCGGCGCCGCCUUUGGAGAGACAGCGCCCACAGCCCUGGUCAGCACCGUCCAGAACGUCGUGAUUCUCCUUGGCCUGUCCUAUGCCGUCUCUGCGGGUGUGUCCGCGUUCUGCAUCUUCGCCGCAAUCGCCAUUGUGCUCGAUUUUUGCUUCUUGUCCAGCUUCUUCAUCUCCGUCCUGAGCGUCGAUGUGCGGCGGAUGGAGCUUGGGGACGCUCUCGCCAGAGAGGCCCUGCGCCGCAAGCGAAAAGCGCGCCGUCCUCGCGAGAACCCCUCGUGGCUAAAGCGUUUGCUCGAAGGCAAAAUUGCACUGUCCACCCGGAUCGCAGGCUCAACCGUAAUGAUAGGCUUCGUCAUCAUCGCGCAGUCUCACUUCUUCGGCGGCGGCGCCAUUUCUCAGAAGCUCACUCAUCUGUACGGCGGCCAAGACAUGGCGCCCAACGUGUCAUCCCCCGAGGCAUCGCUUCUGGAGGACAUUCAUCAAGCAAGAACUCCCACGUCUUGGCUGCGGCUGCAGGACCAUGAUGCCGCUCGUGAAAUCAUCCGCCUCAUCAAGCCUUCGGCCUAUAGCUACAUAGCUAGAGUCUAUGAGCCUUUGGUGUUCGUAAAGAAGGGCUCCAACCGCAUGCCGGUGAUGAGAGAGCCCGCUCUGUUGCCCGCGGCCUAUGAUUUCGUGCAUCACCGGCUCGGUAGCUUCCUCCUCGCCGACAUCGUUGUGGUUGCCUUGCUUCGUCUGCUAAUGAGCUUCCUGCUGACAGAGGACGAGGCCAGGGUGGAGGAGCUGCACGACUCGAGUGACCAGUCCAGCCUGUCUGUGAAAACGCUCUCCGGAGGACACACUCUCGACAUAGCCAUGCUCGCCUCCUCGCCCAGAGGCUACGCUGUAUCGGUCGGGCUCGAUCGUGUGAUUUGGCUGUGGGAUCUCAACCAUAGGAAGAAAAGCACUACAAUCCCCACCUCAGAGAGGGGAGCCAUGAUCAAGUUCCCUGUCCUUGCAGUGGCCAUGGACGAAGAUUCGGACUGGCUGGCCAUCCUGUCAUCCGACACGGUCGUCUUCUGGAACAUGGUCACCCAUCUCCAGGGCUCGGCCGUGGCUGUAGAAACCCAUAACCAGAAGCCGGAGGCCUUCUUUCUGGAGCCGAGCGCAAUCGCAUCGUCAGAUAUUCCAAGGGCGGUCAUCGUAUGGAAGAAUGGAACGGCAUUGGAUGUAGAGCCGACGACGGGAGAAAGCCGCGAGUCCACUAUCUGUUCAGGAUUGACGUGUGCCCGCCCGCUCUUGAGUAAAGGGAUACCUGUCCCUCUCUCUACAGUUGGCAAGCAUUCGAGGCCGAACAUCUCCCUUGUAGCAACAUCUCGAAAUGGAGACGUGCACAUCAUGGCAAGGCACGGGCUGCUAUGGGAAGAGCAAAAGCUUCUUGCAGGACGGCUCGCACGCGAUGAAGUUCACCAAGUGGUGCCCCUCUCGCCUCUCCCCUAUUUCCUUGCAUCGUCCAGAACGGAAAUUCUUCUCAUUAGCCUAGACGAUGGCACAACCUCGUGGAGCUUCCCUGUAGAGGAGAUGCGGCCGCGGUCGCUCGCGUGCGCCUUCACCCGCUACCGAUCAUCCAACGACUUGCCAAUAGGGCUAGUCUCCUUCACUUUUAGCUACCUGGCACUGGACUCGGGCGAUUGCAUUCUGCACACGUUUACGCCUCCAGAAGACGACGACGCGAUUUGUCUACAGAGUGUCGACGACGACAGUCUGGUCAGUGGAUGGUGCAGUUGGGAAGACGCCAGGGAAAGGAAGAAGCACAUAAGCAACCCUGGCGUCUGGAGGCUCUUGUCUGAUGGCAGCGCACUGGGUCUGCGUCGCCGACCCCGUGCCGAUCUGAGACGGCAUCGCCGACAGGAGGCCGCGUCAGGGGUGCGGAACCGCAUGCCCAGCGCAGCAAGUCAAGAGUUGGGGGCCUUCAGCUGUUGGGAGCUGUGGAGAGUAGCGUCCAGCGACUGGGAGGAAGCGGACGAAACCAUGUCUCUCUUUCCUGAUAACGAAGACGCAGGCCACUUGGUUGUCUGCGACCUGGGCCCCAGCGUGAGGGUCGGGCCGACAUCGGUCGCCUUUGCCUAUGGCAACGUCAUCAAGCUCGCGACGUUGAGCGGGCACAAGCCUUUCGAGGCGGGCGUCCAAGAGGUGAGUCGCGAAUCGCCAGUGAAUGUGCCAACCAGGCGUCGCAGACUGGGGACCACAGUCAAACCAGUAGCAUCAGGCCAGUAG